AUGAGUUCGAGAAGCCCAACACUCGACGAUGAGAGAAAGAUUUCGAGUUCCAUGAGAUUUGUACCGUUUGGCAGCUUGCUGCAGACCUGGACGGAAGUGUCUAGGAUUAACUACAUGUCUGCAUUGGCUUUGGACGAUAUAUCUAGAGACCAGAGGUUCAAAAGUUUCUCGCUGCCAUUCAAGAAAAUAUCUGUGCCGGUAUUUGAUCCGUCCAAGUUUCAGAAUAAAGAUGAGGAGAGCGAGCUAAUUGAACAGUUUCCAAUAAAUAUGACGCCACUUAUGAACGAAGACCAACUGUGGGGAUGUUUCUAUAACUUUCCCGAGCUAUAUGAGGACUCGUACUCGCCUCUAGUACGUGUGAGGAAUGCGGACGAAAUACCCGAUAUUGAAGGUGGUGUACUCACAAGGGACCUGGUUAGCGUAUGCCUCAGUUAUUUGAGACGAUCACCGAUUUUGGGCGACUACGUAUGUAUUAAAUUGGAUUUAGGGUCCCAGUUUCUCACGAAUAUCGAUGUUUUGAAGCAUUACAAAUAUUUAGUGUACUUGGAUCUGUCUUCCAAUCUCUUAGAUGACCUCAGCGUACUCUCCCACCUUCCGUACAUUCAAUAUCUAAAUGUAUCCUUUAAUAACUUCAAGACGGUAUUGGAUUACGAAACACCGCAAUGGUUCCUCACUGAAGUUUAUUACAGAUUUAAUUCUGUGAUGAAAAUCCGUAAUUUAGCUGCUUUUUGGUCUAUCACGGUGAUUGACUUAUCUCACAAUAAUAUAAAGUUUAUAACAGGAUUUGAAACUCUUAGAUAUCUCCGACGCUUAGACCUCUCCUUCAAUCACAUACAAAGGCUGGAAAAUCUCAAUCAUCUACGGUUACUUUGGCUCGACUUAUCUUACAACAACAUUUCCGACUUCGAGUUCGGAGAUAACGCCGGCCUUUGGACUUUACUCCACCUUGAAUACUUGAAUUUGAAUGAAAACAGUUUGACUUCUAUGAAAAUUUUCUCAGGCUGCAGCAGACCCCGCGAAAUCCACGCCAGGAAUAACAGAUUGAGUUCACUGCUAGAACUGGCAGUGUAUAUGAAUAAACUACGACGCCUGACUCUUCUCGAUUUUCGCUCAAACCCGGUUUGCAUCGUUCCCGGGUACAAGGAUGUUGUCGUGAACACGUUUCCGCUCUUGCUUAGCCUCGACGACUUUGAAGUGGAUCCUAUAGCACAAAGAACCCGUAAGAUGAAUAUGAACCCGGACGUGUUUAUGUUCGCAACACGUCGCCUGUUGCGGCUACUGUAUAUCGAGCAGCUGUCUCGCUCUCGUGUUUCGCCCCACAAUCCACCCGCCGACACCACAGAUGUCCCCAUUGUCAUAUUGGUCGGUUAUGAAGCUGUUGGUAAAGGCUCGCUGGCGCGUCGUAUUGCAGCAGAAUGCAGCUCGCAUGUGGAAUUAGCUGUUAAGCAUACAACUGCAUUUCACCACAUGACGGAACAUUACAAACAAGUAACAAGGAAACGAUUCGAUGAUAUGUUGCUGGCUGGCGAAUUUCUUACUUAUAGCGAGGUGGACGGCGAAUCGUACGGCCUCAGCCGCGAAGAAGCCUAUGUCAAAGAUGGUAAAGUGAAAAUCGUAACUAUGGAUCUAAUUGGUGCUCUAAUGCUGAAACUCAGGGGUCGCCAGCCCUAUCUGAUAUUAACAACUUGUGCGGAUAAACGAGCGCUAGCUGUGAGGCAACUGGUGCGAAAAAUAAAAAGAGACUUGGCGAAUGAAGAGAAGCAAUCUAACACCGUGGAGAUAUCGACACUACAAGUUCUUUUAUCUGGCAGAAUUAUCAUUUACGGAAUUCUAAACGAAAUUUUAUUGGCGAUACCAGAAGAUAAGAGCCAGAGUGAAUUCGUAAUCGAAUCAGAAUGCUCCCUCCUAAUGGAAAGUGAGUCGCGACAACCGCGUAAAUAUAAUAAGAAUGUCAACAGACUCACUGUGUUGACUCCGAGCAGCUCAUCUCUCGGGGACGCUUGUAAGAGCGAUCAGGAGAAAAAUAGCAGCCAAGUUGACACUAGCAUGUACUCUCUGUACAAGGACUCGCAGCCCAUGGACGAGUUUACUAGUGACGUUUACGGUCAAACGCACGUAUUCUUUUCAACUGGCAGCAGGAAGUCUUCCAAAUCAGUCGCAUUUACCUCCCCGGAUAACACAGACUUGGCUGACGAAUCUGAUCCAUCGGGGAUGUACAUUGAACCCGCACCCCAAAGAGAAAUGGAAAACGUAUUACUUGGAACUUCUAUAAGCGCAAGAGUCGGUAGGUCAUAUGGGGAUAAAGAACAAAGAGAUUCAGAUUUAUGGUUAGCGUUCCUAGCCGAAAAUGGCCUAGCGCAGGCUAGUGAAAUAUUUGCCGACCCAUAUAAUGUAACUAAACAUGAGAGCAGAUUAGACGAAGCGGAUUUCUUUAAAGUUCAAAUGGGUAAUUACAAAGAGAUUCCAACGGAAACCUUCACAACUACUAUAAAAGAUGACUAUGAUGAAAUACAUCGCACGAGACCUGGUCUUUUUUGGGACACUGUUAACAUGGAUAAUACUGAAGCUGCAUUUUUAAAAGUCAAGAAAAUUAUUAAGGAAAUUGUAAGCUCGCAAAAAAAUUUAAAGCCACUUUUUGACAUCGACUUCACAAAUAUACAUAACUAUCCUGGCAUGAAGGAAAGACUAGCAGAUAUCUGCAAAGAAAUUGCCCCUCAAAGACUGUUCUAUUAA
Molecule: messenger RNA, 2733 nt
Organism: Leptosia nina
Lineage: Eukaryota; Metazoa; Arthropoda; Insecta; Lepidoptera; Pieridae
Source: the annotation of a GenBank genome assembly